AUGACUACUCUAGGGUAUGGUGAUAUUACACCCAAAACAGAGAUUGAAUAAGUUUUUGCUACUUCAGUUGGUCUCCUUAGUACAGUAAUAUUUGCGUUUUCAGUAAGUUUAAUAGGUGAAAUUCUAAAAGACAUUUCUAAAAGAAGUAGCGAAUUCAGAUCGUAAAUGGGAAAAAUUGAAACUUAUUUAAAUAAGAGAAAGCUUAAUUAAAAACUCAAAGUUAAAGUAAGAAAAUAUUUUGGGUAUUUAAAUAAAGAAUAACAAGAAGACACUAAUGAAGGAGUUUAAUUGCUGUAGAAAUUAGCCUCUUCUUUAAAAGAAGAAGUGUUUAUUGACAUGUACGGAAGAUUGCUAAAAUCAAAAAAACUCUUCGACCUGCACUUCAGCUAAAGAUUUUUAAACCAACUAGCUUUAAAAAUGAAAGAGAUGAGAUUCGGUCCUGAAGAAAUAAUUUUUAGAGAAAGUGAUCCAGGAAAUAAAAUGUAUUUCAUUUUAAAAGGAGAAGUUUAAAUGAUGCUUAACAUGAAGUAAGAGAGCCAAAGUUAUCAUAAUCUUUGUAAUUUAAAGGAAGGUUAAAUUUUUGGAGAAAUUGAGUUUUUCAGUGGUUAAACAAGGGAAAAUUGUGCUCGAGCUGUUAAUGUUACAGAUUUGGUUUAUGUAGAAUAUGAUGAUUUUAUUGAAACCGUUAAACUAUUCCCAGAAGAUUAUGAAUAGGUUUUAUAAACUAAAGAUAAUCUUAAUUUGUAUCAAAAAUCUAAGGGUUUAGAUCAUAAAUGCUUUAGUUGCUCUAGCUACGAUCAUAGAUUAAAAUAAUGUCCUCUUGUCAAUUUUAUACCAAAUAAAGUCAAGAUUUUACACAACUUUAACCUAGAUCACUAUUAGGAAAGGAGUAACUAACAGCAAAGAAAGGACUUUAGAUCUCAUAAAACUUUAAAGCAAGCUCAAUACUUAAAAUAAUGUGUUAUGAGAUUGCAUUUUAAAUUGUAUAAUGAACAAUUGUAAAAUGAAUUUGAAAAUUCACAAUUUGAUUUUGAGGGUUAUUCCGAUGAAAACUCGAUCGAUUCUUAUCCUAGUGUCUAUCAAUAAAAUUCUCAAUAAGUUGUUUAAAAAUAAAAAAGUACAGCUAUUGAGAAGGGAUUUAUUUUAAAUAACAGCUUUAUUGCAGCAGAAACACCAAAGCACCAACAAAGACUAUCUAAAUUAAACACUCUUUUAUUGAGAGGGGCAAGCAAGCAUUUUAGCAGAAGUAGUACUAAUAAAGCUGGAAUUUCCUGGUCUUAGAAUGAGCAUAACAGUAAUGGUACUCAUGCUUGUUUAAAAUAAGAUAGUAAGUCUAAAUUUUACAAAUAGACAAAUUUCAAUACAAAAGUUAACUCUGAUGAUUACUAAUUUAAUUAAUCCCCUUAAUAAAAAUCAAUAAAGCUACAAAAUGAUUAAAAGGAAAAUCAUUAAUCUCAAAAAAAUGAGUAUGUUAUGACAAAAACGGAAAUGCCAUUUAUUGCAUCUCCUCCAAUCAGCAAUAUACACAAUAAAUCUAUGAAAGAAGAAUUUCAAAAUGAUGAUUACAACAAUCUUAAUCCUUAAAUGAAUAUAUUGAGUAACUAAUUUAAUGAAAAUUUUCAUAAAUAAAAUUUAAAGAUUAAAGAAAACUAAAUGUUGAAUCUUAUUAAAAUUCAUUUAAGGAAGAAAACAAAUCAAGUAUUAAAGAUUCAGAUUACAAUUUUAAACAAGAAACAAAUUAUUUUUAAAAUUCAUAAAAAUACUUGA
Molecule: messenger RNA, 1767 nt
Organism: Tetrahymena thermophila SB210
Lineage: Eukaryota; Ciliophora; Oligohymenophorea; Hymenostomatida; Tetrahymenidae
Product: cyclic nucleotide-binding domain protein
Exons: 6
Source: RefSeq, a predicted model, not a curated record